GUCGUUUGAUUUUCGAAAGUCGAUAAAUCGAUAUUGAAAAAUUUAUUUCACAAUAUUCAAGAUGAAAUUGUGGUCGAUUUUAUUGGUGACCAUAUCGAUUUUUGGCAUCUGCCACGUGGAACCAUAUGAGCUAAGUUUCGUCGAUUGGCCUACACCCGCCCCGCCGACCUCAACAACUCCACCAGUAUCCUCAACCAAACCACCACCUGCUGAACAGUUUAAUUCGCUGACCGACAUUCUCGACCUAAUUCCAAUCGAAGUCUGGCUUGUUGUACUUUUCCUGGAAUCUGCGUUUGUUGGAGCAUUUGGAGCAUAUUGCUACUGGAAAGUUCAACAAUGGCGCGACGAGAAAAUGGCAAGGGAAAAGGCUUGGGAAAGGCGUCUGGCACGAGUUUCUGAAGUUUCGGCUUCGAAAAAUCGAAACGCUGGAGGUGUGGAUCCUGCAAAAAGACCGAGAGAAUCAGCCAAAUGGCUGAAACAUGUAAAGGAGGUGACGCUGAAACGGGGUGGAGUCGAGCUGCUGCCGAUGGAGGAUGUGAUCGUGAAAAAUAAAGAGAAAUUCAAAAAGCCACAAAAUGAGCUUCGAGAAAAUGAAGUGUGGGUGGAAAGACAAACGGGCCCUGAUAUUGAUAAAGAUUCGGACCCAAAGACGGAAAAUGCAUUGGAUGAGCAGGAUUAUCAGCUGGAAGAUGGAUGGCACGGCAAGUCAGCUCUCAACAUCACACGUAAAGAAUUCAAAAAGCUGUUCACCAAAAUGAGCUAUAGCCCGUCGAUGUGCUCUAUCAUACCGGGAAAAGAACGCGAUCCGUCGAAAACUGUAAUCGCAAAUUGGUUCGAAUGGUGUCAGCCAGAAUUUGAAAUUCCGAUUGAGCUGACAGCGAUGAGCGCAGGAAACCCCAAGCUUUGCAGAGACCCAAAAGUUCAAGCAUGGGAUUCAACAUCGUACUUAGUUGAUGACACCCAUUUCAUCCAUGCCUCAACCGUAACAGCCCCUGGAAAAGAGUAUAUUGGAAAAGCGAUCAUUUGUCAGGCGCCGUUUGACGAUAAGGAGAAAGGACAUCCGGAUACACGGGAAUCUUUUUGGCGAAUGGUUUGGGACACGAGAGCUACUUAUGUGGUGAUGUGCUGUCAGAUUAUGGAGAAUGGAGUUCAGAAGUGUGGAAGAUAUUUUCCAGAUGAAACUGGCGCCACCGAAAACUAUGGGUUUGCCGAGGUUCAGUUAUUGGAGAAACAUGAAAUGCUCAACGGACAUUUGCUGACUCGGAAAAUCGAACUUACAAGCGGCACUUGGAAACAUUCAGAUGAUGAUCCGCCGAUCCGUACAAUCACCCAUUUUCAGUUUUUGAAAUGGAAGGAAGGAGAGGGUUUGGAAGGUGAAAUGAGUAUGGACGCAUUCAACUAUGUCAACCAUCGGACCAGAAACAAUUUGGACCCAAUAAUAGUGCACAGCUCGCUGGGUACAGGACGUGCGUGUGCAUUUGUCGGAGCCGAGUACAUGUUUCAAAUGAUUAAUACCAAAAAAUGUGGAACAGCUCGCUUCUUUCAAGUGGAUUUUCGUACAAAGCGUUUGGGAGCCCUGCAGAACGGGAAGCAGCUUUUCUGGGUUCAGAAUAUGGCUUUUGAACUGUUGAUUAAGAAGCUCAAGAUGCAUCACCUCAAAUUUGAGAUGGAGGAGCAAUGGAAUUUCUUGAAGAACUACUCGAAUAAGGAAACUGACAAAGCAGCGCGCGACACUCUCGCAAUAACCGACCAACAAAUGUGUGGACAAACGGUAUCAUUCAAAGGAGUUCCCGGGCAAAAAGUUCGCAUUUUGAUGAGGUCCAUCAAUGCGGAGCAGGAAAUGCUGGAGGAACAGAAGACACAGGAGGCUACUGAUAAAAGUGUGAAGCAGCGCAAAGUCGGAAAUGCGAAGAAAACCGGUGGGCAUUGAAACUCGAAUCUCGAUAUGGCAACUUCGAUCAAAAAUUUUUACUUGUGAUUCAAUUCAAUCGAUUUUUGUAGAAUUAUGUGUGUAUGCGUAUUGAAUAAAUGGGAUUUUGAUGAUAA
Messenger RNA from Caenorhabditis elegans, 2046 nucleotides. RefSeq names its product Tyrosine-protein phosphatase domain-containing protein (gene Y54F10BM.3). The transcript has 11 exons. Gene Ontology annotation, biological process: dauer larval development. The record is from RefSeq and is marked reviewed. Bases 62 to 1930 code for a protein of 622 amino acids. Gene Ontology annotation, cellular component: cytoplasm; plasma membrane. Gene Ontology annotation, molecular function: protein tyrosine phosphatase activity. Lineage: Eukaryota; Metazoa; Nematoda; Chromadorea; Rhabditida; Rhabditidae.